Hemicordylus capensis (graceful crag lizard) is the source of this 6609-nucleotide messenger RNA. It is a transcript of the gene MAPK7, whose product is annotated as mitogen-activated protein kinase 7. Gene Ontology annotation, molecular function: ATP binding; MAP kinase activity. The coding region runs from base 147 to 2897 and encodes 916 amino acids. NCBI's taxonomy places the organism in Eukaryota, Metazoa, Chordata, Lepidosauria, Squamata, Cordylidae. Gene Ontology annotation, biological process: protein phosphorylation; intracellular signal transduction; cell surface receptor signaling pathway. The transcript has 7 exons. The record is from RefSeq and is a predicted model, not a curated record. Gene Ontology annotation, cellular component: nucleus; cytoplasm.
GUGGAUUCGAAGCCGUAACAUCCGGGCAUUGGGGGGGUUACCUAGAGUAAAGCAGACGGAGAUCGGCGGACCAGAGAGGGAACCGCCCCAGCUGAACUAAAGCUAUCGGGCGCCUCCUUUCUCAUCCCGGCAGAAAGCCAGAGACCAUGGCUGAACCACCGAUAGAAGAUGAAAGCGAGGAAGCGGCUCAAGGCCAAGCGAAGCAGGAACCAUCUCACCAGGCCACUGUGGUAGCCAAGAAUCUCGCUAUACUGAAGGCCCGGUCCUUUGAUGUCACUUUUGAGGUGGGGGACGAGUAUGAGGUCAUCGAGACAAUUGGUACUGGAGCCUAUGGUGUGGUGAGCUCAGCACGCCGUAAGGAUACAGGCCAGCAGAUGGCUAUCAAGAAAAUCCCCAAUGCCUUUGACGUGGUGAUGAAUGCUAAGCGCACACUGCGUGAGCUGAAGAUCCUCAAACACUUCAAACACGACAACAUCAUUGCCAUAAAGGACAUCCUUAAGCCGACGGUGCCUUAUGCUGAAUUCAAAUCUGUGUAUGUUGUGCUGGACCUGAUGGAGAGCGACCUACACCAAAUCAUCCAUUCCUCUCAGCCCCUCACUUUGGAGCAUGUGCGCUACUUCCUCUACCAGCUCCUCCGGGGCCUCAAGUACAUCCAUUCGGCCAAUGUCAUCCACCGGGACCUCAAGCCCAGCAACCUGCUGAUCAACGAGAACUGCGAGCUCAAGAUCGGUGACUUUGGGAUGGCCCGAGGCCUCUGCACCAAGCCCGACGAGUACAAGUACUUCAUGACUGAGUAUGUGGCCACCCGAUGGUACCGUGCCCCGGAGUUGAUGCUUUCCCUGCACGAGUACACCCAGGCCAUUGACAUGUGGUCGGUGGGCUGCAUUUUUGCCGAGAUGCUGGGACGGAAGCAGCUCUUUCCUGGCAAGAACUACAUCCACCAGUUGCAGCUCAUUAUCACUGUCUUGGGGACCCCUCCAGCUAAAGUGGUCCACUCCAUUGGGGCUGAUCGGGUGCGGGCCUACAUCCAGAGCCUCCCGUUGCGCCAACCGGUGCCUUGGGAGAGCCUCUACCAGAAUGCUGACCGGAAGGCCUUGUUUCUCCUCUCCAAGAUGCUGCGCUUUGACCCCCGGGAGCGGAUCUCGGUGGUUGAGGCCCUCAAUUACCCCUUCCUGGCCAAGUACCAUGACCCCGACGAUGAACCCAACUGCGUGCCAGCCUUUGAUUUUGACUUUGACAAACAGGUGCUCACCAAAGAGCAGAUCAAGGAAGCCAUUGUGGCGGAAAUCAAUGAUUUCCAUGACCGCCGGGAGGGCAUCCGGCGGCAGAUCAGCUUCAAGCCAACACUGCGGCCAGCUGUUGACGGUGGCUGUGUGGAUGCCUCGGGCCAAGCCCUCCUCCUUCGGUGCCAUGAUGUGGACAUGCCCAGUGCUGGUUCCCCUCGGGCUGCCGACAGCGAUUAUGCGAUGGCGUCUCCCACACCUUACCCACUGCCAGAGACGAUUGACCUCACUUCUCCCCUCAUGACUGCUGCUGUUGCGCAGCCUGAGGUGAAGGUUGAGGCAGAGGUGCCUGCCGCUCCUCCCAAACGGGAAGGGGCCAUCUCGGAUGACACUAAAGCCGCCCUCAAGGCCGUCAUCUUAAAAUCUGCUCUCCGGAAUAAGAACAAAGAUACUCCCUCUUCUGUCCCGGAGACGCCUGAUAUCCGGAGGCCGGUGACAGCGAAGGAGCGCCAGCGUGAGCGAGAGGAAAAGCGGAAGCGCCGUCAGGAGCGGGCCAAGGAGCGCGAGAAGCAGAAGAAGGAGAAAGAGAAGGAGCGCAAGGACAUGCUGACGGAGAAUGACCGGAACCUCCUGGAAAGGUGGACCAAGAUGGUGGACCGCAACCAAAACAAGCCCACCCAGAACGGAUCUGUGGUCCCACCGCAGGCGGCCACCGCUGGCCAUAUCUUGCCUCAGACUCCUUCUGCCAACCAUUUGCCUCCUCAGGCACCCCCCUCCAACCACAUCCCACCCACACCUCCCAGCAAUGCCCCUGCAGCCGCUGAUUUCCUCACCUUCUCGGACAAGGGGGUGUCUGGCAUGGGACCCAAGCUCACUCUCGUCCCUGUGGGUACGGAACUAGCCCCGGUCCAGGCCUCCAAUGCCAAUGUUGUCCACUUCUUCCCGGCACAAACCGCUCCAUUCCUGGUUGCCGCCUCUCCUUGCCCAAAAGCUGCCCCCGCAAAACCAGAGUGCCUCCUAAGUGUCAAGUACACCCACGGCCAGAUGUUCCAAGCCCCGUAUGGCGUCGCAGCCUCCAACACCUGGAGUAGCAUCCCCCAUUCUGAGAACUGGGCUGUGGCCCGUCAGCUGCCAGUGACUCAGCCAGAGGUGACCCCCCCUAGUGGCACACUACCAGAACAGGCCAUGAGUUACGGGCCUCGCGUUGACGUGGAACAGUCCCUGUUCCUGACAGAGAUGGGCAAGUCUGAGCUACCGCCACGAGGUUUGGUCGGAGAAGAGACCCGAGGGCCCAGCCAGCAACAGAUGGCCAUGGGGCUGUCUCAGGAGACCAGCAUGCCUUUGGAGGCGCCCGAUAUCAAUGUGGUGACGCAGCAGCUGUCCAGGUCCCAGGUGGAAGACCUCCUGCCCCCUGUCUUCUCUGGCACCCCCAAAGGCAGUGGUGCUGGCUAUGGGGUUGGGUUUGACCUGGAAGAAUUUCUGAAUCAGUCCUUCGACAUGGUUGGGGAAAACAGGGAGAGUCAAGGUGACUCUGCCCCGCUGUCGGCCUCGCUUCUCGCUGAUUGGCUGGAAGUCCAUCGCAUGAACCCAGCUGACAUGGAGAUCCUACAACAAGAACUGCAGCUGGGCUCUCCCAUGAUCCUUUCUGACAUUCCAGACCUGCAGGACGCAUGAAAGUGGCGAAUCCCAUCUGCCAACCUCCUCCUUUUUUCUCUUCCUCUCUUGACUGGCUGUGAAAAGGCUCGGUUCUGUUCUUAACGGAUGUUCUGUUUGCCUUCCUGAGUCCUCUGGCUGGGAACAGUCACCACAGUGCCUGUUUUCCUCCUCCCCCUUCCUUAACAAAAAAAAGAAGGCGCCAAAACUGGAUCAGGCCUGGUUGGUGUUUCAGCUAGAGGCCUUAAACAAAGGUGUGAGGGAACCCUGGAACAACGGUGCGGUGGGAAUCGGGAAUUUGAAGCUGCUCAGUAGGGACCUUGGUCAUGACACCAAGGGGGUUCUCCGUUGCCUUGGAAAUGCAUACCAAGUAAACUCCUUCCUGACCCCUCACUGUGUUUCCUGAUCUUGUGGCCUAAAGCUGUACGGUUCCUUCCACGCUUGGGAGAUGAAAAGUUGAGGGAUGUGUGCUUCUACAGACCAGUCCUCCAAGACCACUGAGAAGCCAAGAGACAGAUGGGUGCCAAUUGCAGCCCCUGUGCUGGAGAAGGUAAACUGACCAAAGCUUUGGCUAUUGUGCUGUAUUGGCCAGGCAGGUAGAUGCAGCCCUCUCUCCUCGCACCCAGAAAGCUUGAUGGUGCUGGUCUUGCCUGUGCACGUUAAGGCCGGUUUUGAGCCAGUUGUGUGACAAAGGAAGCACCUGUUGCCUUGGUCUUGAAGCUGAGUUUGCUGGAACAUCUUAAGGGGCGGAGUACUCGGAAUGUCGGCAGCUGCUGCCCACUGAGGCAGACCAUUGGUCCAUCUAGCUCAGUAUUGUCCACUCUGACUGGCAGCAGCUCUCCAUGGCUUCAGGCAGGAAUUUUUCUCAGCUCUACCUGGAGAUGCUGACGAUCGAACCUGAGACCUUUUGCAUACGAAGUAGGAGCUCAACCACUGAGUGACAGCCCCAUCCCUUUAGCAUUCUCUCAAAAGUGUGUAGCGCUCCCUGGAAAUGCCACAGGCCUUGGCCCUAAAUCUGGGGUAGGCAGUUUACUGUGUCUGGGAAUGAUGGGAGUUGUAGUCCCACAUCAGCUGUAGAGCCAAGGUUGCCUAUUCUUGACUUAAAGGGUGAUCCCGACUAUCAUGGGGAUGGCAUGACAGGGUCACCUUGUGGGGACAGAAGGAGCUGCUUCAUACCAAGUCAUGUUGUGGUUCAUCUAGACCUGUACUCUGCACCCCAAAAGUUCUGGAUAGAGUGUUUUCCUGGUUCAUGAGAUUAUUUAUGACUGGAAGUACUGGAGAUUGAACUUCUGGUCCUUCUUUGGUGGCCUUUCUUUUAAAUGGCUGCAUCCAUCCUUACUUGUGGGUAAAACCAAUGUUCAGGAGUACUGGAGAGCUGCUGGUCUUGGGGGCAGGGCAGGGGGUGUACAUAUGUUCCUCACGGCAAUGAGGCAUUAGCAUUAAGAAAGGGCUGCAGAACUUCAGCUCUUCAGCUGUUGUUGGACUACAGCUCCCAUCAUCCCUAGCCACACUGACCAGUAGUCAGGGAUGAUAGGAGUUGUAGUCCAGCACCUGCUGGAGGACCAAGUUGUGCAGCCCAGCAUUAAGGACUUGCUCGGCAUUAGAAAAGAGUUCCCAACCUUGAGUUGUAGCCCAGCAACUUCUGGGGACCCAAGGUGGUGAAUUCCUGCAUUGGGGGUCGCUUGCCGUGUUUUCAUCCAGGAAAAGGCUUCUGUCUUCCUAGAACAGGGCUGCAUAACAUUUGGCCCUCCUGCUGGUGUUGGACUACAAUUCCCAUCCUACCUAUUGGUCACUGUGGCUGGGGAUGAUGGAAGUUGAAGUCUAAAAAGAAUGGAAGGGCGGAAGCUGGGCAGCCCUGUUCUAGAAGCUCUGAAGGAAGCCGAAGUCCCACAGAUGUAGCUUUUAGCUAGGGUUGUGCCGAAACACGAUUUGGCUGUCCGGAUCAUGAGCACCUCCCCUUAAGCGAGGGCUUUCACACCUCCUUUAAAGAAGGAGAGCAGGUCUGUACCUGCUCCUUCUCCACUUGUCACUAUUGCUGCCCUCCCAACACUCCCCCAGCUAUGCCCAUGUGCAUCGUCUCUCCCAGCUGCCACACACAUGGCCUCUUAGCUGGGGGGGGGGAGCAUUGGGAGGGUGGCAAUGGGGGCGAGUGGAGGAGGAGCAAGUACGGACCUGCUCUCCUUCCCUUUAAAGGGGCUGUGAAAGCCCUCGGGUUCUAAAGGGAUGUGCACACGAUUCGGACAGCUGAAUCGUAUUUCAGCACAUCCCUACUUUUAGCCCUAUCUGUGUCAUGAGGAAAAAUGGCACUUGCACUGAAGUAGGGUGACAGUCCACUCUCUUUCUGGGAAGAGAGACUAUAUCCUGGAUGGAAUAUGGUAGUGUUUGAUACUUAUUAACUAGGCUGAGUAACUAAUGUUGGCAUAUGGCAUAGUCCCACUUCUGUGGGCAAAAUGGCUGCUCCCCCUCUAAUUUGCACACUUUCCCAGUCCCUUUAACUUCUUCCUCCUCUGUCUGUUCCUUCUGGGCAUUUCUGGCAACAGCUGAGGCUUUGCUUCACUCACACUGGCUGUUGCCUUUGUUGGGGCCACUUUCCUGUGUCUACCCAAAAUGAGUGAACACAGCCACUUGAUGGGAGCAUGUCCUCCUGAAGAUAUGGCUCAUGAGGUGGUUGUGUUCCCUCACGCAGACCAAUCUACAUGCCAUAUCCGCCACUUGAAGGUAGUUGAGUCCAGGUCCCAUGUGUCCAGCGUCCCUAUCUUGCUAAGAUAAGGGGUCUACACACUUCGGCUCUUCACAUGAUGUUGUGGAUAUGUAUGCGAACCACUCUUACGUUGGAGGAAGGGGGUUGCCACAAUGAAGGCUCUUCCAAAUGGUUUCCACUUGGCUGUAAUAUGCUUAAUGAGGCCCAGCCAUGAAGGAUGAGCGAACCUCUUGGGCGGCCAUCUUGUUUCUUUUUUACUGGGCUUAGCAUGGUUGAAAAUGUAGGUUGUAAUACCCUAGAAGAGGUUACCCGCGCUUCCAGGAGUGCCUUCACAAGGCUUGCUUUGUUUUACACACAGCUGGCCCUGAGGACUUCCUUGUUUACACAAAUCUAGAUUGGAAGGAUGUUACUUUUUUUUUAUUUUUUAAAGAACCCCUUUAUAUAUCACCCUGUCGAAACUGACCCAGGAUUCUGGAAUUUUCCUCAUUCUUAGUAUGGUCUCUUGUGUUUUUCUGAGGAACUGUGAAUUUUCAUAUUGGAGAUAACUCUCCUCUCUCAUAAUAGCUGCCGAAGACUAUAGAGGAACACAACUGGCCUGUUGAUUUGAACUGGCCUUAAGAGAUUACUUGUGGGGUCCAGAUAUUGUCGUGGCUUCAAGAGUAACAACACCUUUCCAUGAAAAAGGUUUACACACUAGUUUGUCAAUUUGAGCCUCUCUCUCUCUUCUGCAUCUCCUUGCAGAAGAUGGGAUUGAAAUCUUGCAUAGUUCUAGAGGUAGGUAUUUGGAGACUCUUGGUGCUAGGAUAGUAGAGUGGAAAUGCAAAACCCACCUCUGACAAUCCAGAGGUCAGAUCUGAAAUGGGUUCCUGGAUAGGUUGUUGAAUCUGUAUGUACAAUUUUGUUUGUCUGAGCUUUCAGGGCUGUUGGGAUGUGUGAUGGUUUUUCCAAGUUGUGAUGUGCUAUGUGGUAUUGCCACUGAAAUUUCUAUUAAAAAGAUGACUUGUAAAAAUAAAAAAAUAAUGUUGUUUUCUA